Messenger RNA from Gigantopelta aegis, 1019 nucleotides. RefSeq names its product homologous-pairing protein 2 homolog. The transcript has 9 exons. NCBI's taxonomy places the organism in Eukaryota, Metazoa, Mollusca, Gastropoda, Neomphalida, Peltospiridae. Gene Ontology annotation, molecular function: double-stranded DNA binding; recombinase activator activity. The record is from RefSeq and is a predicted model, not a curated record. Gene Ontology annotation, biological process: homologous chromosome pairing at meiosis; meiotic strand invasion involved in reciprocal meiotic recombination; meiotic joint molecule formation. Gene Ontology annotation, cellular component: DNA recombinase auxiliary factor complex; condensed nuclear chromosome. Bases 107 to 745 code for a protein of 212 amino acids.
GUUAAAAGGAAGAUAACUCAUGUAAAACGCGCCAUUUAUAACUUGGGAGUUGGAAGUGUUAAUUUUAGGACAAGUAACAUGCUAAUAACAAAUACCAUUAUUAAAAAUGAGUAAAUCUAAGGAAGCAGGUGCAGCGAAAGGUAUUCUCAUUUACCUGGCCCAACAGAACAGACCAUACAGUGUAGUGGAUAUUUUCAACAAUUAUGGCAAAGAAUUUGGAAAAACGGCUGUGCAAAAGGCAUGUGAAUCCCUGGCCGAGGAAGGCAAAAUCCGAGAGAAGGUGUACGGCAAACAGAAAGUGUAUGUCGCAGAUCAGUCGCAGUUUCCUGAUGUGAAUGAUGAGAAACUCAAAGCUAUGGAUUUAACAAUAUCCAAGUUAACAGAUGAUUUGCAGAAUGAACAAACAGAAAUGAAAAAACUAGAAAGUGAACUGAAAGUGUUGAACAGUUCAAUAACAACAAAGGAAGCUCAAAACCAGAUUGAGGAGUUAACAAGAGAGAUUGAAACAAUGACAGACAAACUGAACACAUUGAAAGAAGGCCGAGUUCUCAUCUCUCCACAGGAAAAGGAAAAAGUUUACAAGAACAGAGUUAAAUAUGUAAAAGAAUGGAGGAAGAGAAAAAGAAUUUCAACCGACAUCGUCAGUGCAGUUCUUGAAGGAUAUCCCAAAACAAAGAAACAACUAUUGGAAGAAAUUGGCAUAGAAACUGAUGAAGAUUACAAUGUAAAACCACCAGAAGUUUGACAAAGCCGUGGGAAGCAGAUAUUACAUAAAACAUUGCCAAAAAUACUAUUUGAAAUACAUCAUUGAUGUGUUUUACAAAUAUCCCUUUGUGUAAGAUCUGAGCCCUCUGUUAAGACAUGCAUCAAAGACUGCAAUAGGCUAUUAUAAGCCGGUUUUAGUGAAUAUACCGUAAAAUGAGUUCUACAGAGCGGAGAUUUUCAAUUAAAUUUGUGUUUGCUUGUUCUUAUAUAUUUUAUUUAUUAUUUACAAACAAAUAAAAUAUUUUUGUUAGUAA